CGCACGUGGCCUUUCUUUCCUCCGAUCCCUACCUCUCGCACCCGUGGCGCCGUCUCCAUUACCAGCCGCCGCCGCCGCUUCUUGGACAUCUCAGUCGAGCGCCCCCGCCGCCCCAGGUCGGGGGUCUCAGCCUUGGGGCGCGCGCCCUCGACCGCAUACGGCCGCCGGAAUCUGGCGGACGCGCCGCGGAUUCCUCCUCGCCGCCGCGCCGUCAUUCAUGGCGAGGCGUCGCCGGGUGGUACCAGAACCAUAAUCCAUGCUAUUCAACAUCCUACACUGCAAAUCACAAGCUCCUGUAACCGCCGCCGCCGCCGCCGCAGCUAUCUCCAGCCCCCGCUUCUCCUCCGCGUCCCUGCCCCUGCCCCUGCCGGCGCUGUUCCCGCCACCGCCACCGCCUUCUCCUCCUCCGGCUCCGCUGCCUGAGGAGAGCCCGUUCGCGGCGCUCCUCGCCUCUGAUCCCGCGCCGCCGGAGCCUCUCCGCCAGGUGCUCGCCACGGGCGACGUCCACGCCGCGCUCCGGGGCCUCCCGGGCCUCGCGCGCCAGCUGUUCCGGUGGGCGGAGGCCACCCCGCGCGGCUUCCCCCGCUCCGCCUCCGCGUUCGCUGCCGUCCUCUUGCCGCUCGCCCACGCCAACCACAUCCGGGCCGCCUACCCCGUCUCCCUCCGCGCCCUGCACCUCGGCCUCCUCCUCCCUGUCCUGUCCCUCCUGCUCGCCGCUCCCCUCUCUCCCGCCCUGCGCUCCCUGUUGAGCCUCCUCCUACGCUUGUCCGCCAAGUUCUCGGCGGAAUCCCAGGCUCGUGACGCCACGCCCGCCGCCUGUUCGACGCUGUGCCUUGCGGCUUUCCGCGUGGUGGCGUGCCACGGCGUGGCCCCUGAUGUCCGGGACUGCAACUGCGUGCUGCGCGUGCUCCGUGACGCGGCCAGGUGGGACGACGUCCGUGCUGUAUACAGAGAGAUGCUCCAGCUCGAAAUUGAGCCGACCAUUGUCACAUACAACACUUUGCUGGAUUCUUUCCUGAAGGAGGGGAGGAAGGACGAGGCUUCCAUGCUGCUCAAGGAGAUGGAAACCCAAGGGGGCGGUUGCUUGCUGAAUGAUGUCACGUACAAUGUGGUGAUUAGUUUCUUGGCCAGGGAAGGUCAUCUGGAGAAUGCAGCAAAGCUGGUUGACAGUAUGCGGUUGUCCAAGAAGGCCUCAUCCUUCACUUAUAACCCACUUAUCACUGCCUUGCUUGAAAGGGGUUUUGUACAAAAGGUUGAAGCUUUGCAGAUGGAGAUGGAGAAUGAGGGCAUUAUGCCUACACUGGUGACAUACAAUGCCAUCAUUCAUGGGCUGCUUAAAAGUGAGCAGGUAGAGGCUGCACAGCUGAAAUUUGCUGAAAUGAGAGCGAUGGGCUUACUGCCGGACCUGAUCACAUACAAUUCUAUGCUAAAUGGAUAUUGUAAGGCAGGUAAUUUGAAGGAGGCUCUUUGGUUGCUUGGUGAUUUGAGGCGUGCAGGUUUAGCACCAACAGUUUUGACAUAUAACACUCUUAUAGAUGGUUAUUGUAGAUUAGGUGGUUUAGAGGAAGCUAGGAGAUUGAAAGAGGAAAUGGUAGAACAGGGGUGUUUUCCUGAUGUUUGUACAUAUACAAUUCUCAUGAAUGGUUCACAUAAGGUGAGGAACCUUCCUAUGGCAAGAGAGUUCUUUGAUGAGAUGCUGAGCAAAGGUUUGCAGCCAGAUUGCUUUGCCUAUAAUACAAGGAUUUGUGCGGAGCUAAUCCUAGGGGAUACUCAUAAGGCUUUCCAGUUGAGGGAGGUGAUGAUGUUGAAAGGGAUAUAUCCUGAUACGGUCACAUACAAUGUUAUUAUCGAUGGACUGUGCAAGACUGGUAACCUGAAAGAUGCCAAAGAUUUGAAGAUGAAGAUGGUCAGUGAUGGUUUACAGCCUGACUGUAUCACAUACACCUGCUUGAUUCAUGCACACUGUGAAAGAGGACUCCUAAGUGAAGCAAGGAAACUUCUUAAUGGCAUGGUCUCAGAUGGUUUGCAGCCCUCCGUUGUGACCUACACCAUAUUAAUUCACACGUGUUGUAGAAGAGGAAACCUUUACUCAGCAUAUGGUUGGUUCCGGAAGAUGCUGGAUGUGGGGAUUGAACCUAAUGAAAUAACAUAUAAUGUGCUCAUACAUGCACUAUGCAGGACAGGCAGAACUCUGUUGGCUUAUCAUCAUUUUCACGAGAUGCUGGAAAGGGGAUUAGCGCCAAACAAAUACACGUAUACUUUAUUGAUAGAUGGGAACUGUAGAGAAGGUAACUGGGCUGAUGCAAUAAGAUUGUAUUUUGAGAUGCAUCAAAAUGGUAUUCCUCCAGACUAUUGCACACAUAAUGCAUUGUUCAAGGGAUUUGAUAAAGGCCACAUGUACCAUGCAAUCGAGUACUUGGAGAAUAUUGUUUUGGGGUGAAUGGAUUAGCCUCUUUGAAAGAUUGUCCUGUUGGCCUUGCAUCACUGAUAUUUCCUGUAAGAACUUCUCAUGUAUCGCAAAUUUCUCUUCAUCAGUGUACCAUUAUUUAGCUUUGCUCAUUUCUUCAAGCAUAUUUACACUUGAGUUCGGUCUGGAGAUGAUGUGGUGUUUGUGGGCUAUACCUUUCAAAAGGGAAAUGAAAAGAGAGUUUGAGACAAUGUUCUCUGAGUUAUGUUGCUGGGUGCUUUCAAAAGGAUAGUUAUGCACAAAAAUAUCUCCUCUUGCUGCUCAGGAGAUCAUAGAUGGAGUUUGGGGGGCAACUCUAUCAAAAGAUGAAAAACAAGAUACUGGAAUCAUGAUCUCUUACCAAAAGAAUAGUUGAGCACAAGCAAGUCUUCCUAUUGUGGCUUAAUCCGUGUCAGUUCUUUGCUUGGCAUUAUACUCAUGGAGAUAUGUUUUUUAAUUGGAAACUGGGUGGCAGGAACUCGCUCCGGUUUCUGAAGAUCUCUCAUGAUAUUCUGCCCUUUUGUUAUUUUCUUUUGAUGAUGUGUACUGGAAACCUGACCACUGUUAAUUCCUUAUACCAACUAUAUCAAAUACUAAAUGGCUAUGGCUUUCUG
This is a messenger RNA of Sorghum bicolor (sorghum), 3060 nucleotides long. RefSeq names its product pentatricopeptide repeat-containing protein At1g22960, mitochondrial. The transcript has a single exon. NCBI's taxonomy places the organism in Eukaryota, Viridiplantae, Streptophyta, Magnoliopsida, Poales, Poaceae. The record is from RefSeq and is a predicted model, not a curated record. Gene Ontology annotation, molecular function: protein binding. The coding region runs from base 257 to 2440 and encodes 727 amino acids.